Messenger RNA from Telopea speciosissima, 954 nucleotides. RefSeq lists its product as uncharacterized. NCBI's taxonomy places the organism in Eukaryota, Viridiplantae, Streptophyta, Magnoliopsida, Proteales, Proteaceae. The transcript has 6 exons. The coding region runs from base 3 to 818 and encodes 271 amino acids. The record is from RefSeq and is a predicted model, not a curated record.
AGAUGUCAACGAUUCGUAGGCAGAUGGAGAAAUGGCGGUCGAAGCUGAUUCUGCUCUUCCUCCUCGUCCAUCUAACUUCGACGAUCUCAUUCAGUCCUCCUUCUCACGGAUGCUAUUGGACCGAUUCUUGUCAAAACAAAUGGGUUGGAGGUUGUGGCAAAGGUCAUGUCAUCAUUGACCAGUCAGAUGACUGCAAUGGGCUUUGUCUAGGGCCAAAGUAUCCUCUAUGCCUUCCAUUUUAUACUCAUUUCCAUUGUUGCAAACCAGAAAGUCCAAAAGUGACAGACAGAUGUGCACAAUGCAAGAACAAGGUAGACUAUGGUGAUGAGUAUAUAUGUUGUACAGACUGCUCCGAUCCUUACCUCUCUGACAAGCAUACCAAAUUAGGUUACUGUAAGACUGGUGCAGAACUAGCUGUGCAGCUAAAACCAAGGGAAGUUUUCAAGUGGGUUGCUGGGCCAUGGAUGCAGUGUUCAUCUCCUUGCGAUGGUGGGAUCCGGUAUCGAGAUGUGGAAUGUUUUGGUUUAACCAAAGAUGCAUCAAUCCCGCAUUAUCCAGUGGACAAUAGUAGGUGCUCUGGGGAAGAAAUGCCUGCCAGACAAGAGCCCUGUAAUUUGAACCAUUGUGCGGAGUUCAGUGACAGUAAUGCACUCGGGAGUGAAAGAAGCAGUGGAAUGUCAGCCUGGAUGGUUACCUUCCUUGUUCUUCUUGGACUUGCAACGGUCGGUUGUCUGGGAUUUGUAGGCUACACUCUGUACAAGAGGAGAACCUCAUCUCAACAUGGCUUUGUGUAUAUCAUGUUGGAAGGAUACUCUUGAGAGUUUGGAACAGUGGUCUACUUAUUCUCUAAAAAAGAAAAAGAAAUAAAAAAGUUUAGAACAAUGUCAACUUUAUUUGGAUUAUUCUUUUUUUAGAAUUUUUAUUCAUUUGUUGAUUUUGGCACAUUUAUUUUUG